Molecule: messenger RNA, 1032 nt
Organism: Fusarium coffeatum
Lineage: Eukaryota; Fungi; Ascomycota; Sordariomycetes; Hypocreales; Nectriaceae
Exons: 1
Coding region: 1-1032 (343 amino acids)
Source: RefSeq, a predicted model, not a curated record
AUGGCGACUUCAACUUCGAAAUGCAUCGACAUUCAUCAAACAACAGCUGUCCUUGAAUGGCAGUGGGAAGGUACCACGCGUACCUUGACGACGGCAGAUCCCGAUCACGACGCGAUACAAUUUACGUUGCAACUCGAUUCCAAUAACGACGACCAAUCCCAUGCGCAUUUUGAGAUCAGCAUCCCUGUUAGAUUCAAGGACAAACCCGCUGGUGCAGGAGUUUGCCUUCGCAUCAGCCCUUUCUUCAUCAAAUCAUGUACACAUUCCACGUUACCCAACCCUUCCGAUACCGUCAAGCAGGUGUUCGCAUCGACCACAUACCUUGACUUCGAAUUGAGUAAUACAAUCACUGUUCUCAUUCCCAAUGAUGUGCAAGAGCCAAUUAUAGCAGCUCGGGCGCGCUCGGGCAAGAUCCUCGACUCAUUAUUUGAGUUGUCCCGUGUUACGUCUCUACGUGUUUACAUGCAAGAGUCGGUACUAUCGACCGAUUACCUCGAAUCCAUCACCAAAACUGUGGAACAAGAUCAAAUUAAGCCUUCCUCGAAUCCAGACCAUGACAUCUCACGCAUGUUCAGUGGCAACGGAGGGAAAGUUGCAACCAUCACUCCACCCAAACCCCCAUCCUACGAGAAAGCAACUCAGCUCCCACCCAACACCAACGCUCCACCUAGUCGUAAACGGCCCCGACAAGACAGCCGACCCGACAUCUUCACCCAAUUCUGGGAUAAGCUGAACAAACUUGAGUGUAAGGUUGGAGAGCUGCAAGCCGACAAUGCCCAGCUGCGAGUUGAGAACACCCAGCUUAAAGACAAGGUUGCGCGGUUGGAGAAGAGGUGCGAUGGGCUGGAAGGGUCGGUGCCACAAGCCACUGGGAAUGACACAGAGGAGGCUGUGAUGAUAGAGAUACGAGACGACAUUGACUCCUUGGAUGGGAGAGUGACUUGUCUCGAGACUGGGAGAGAUGAAGAGUUCAGCGAGCAAAUAAAGGAAGAGAUUUUUGACGAGCUAGCAAAGCGUCUUCUAGGUGGAUGA